ACUGCAGCGCAAGCAGCAUCGCAACACAGAAGAAGAAAAAGAAGAAGAAGAAGAAGAAGAAGAAAAGGCGAGAGCGAGAGCACCGCGAGGAUGUCCGCACUGGUGCACAGCGCGGCGGCGGCGGCGACCGACGCGACGCCGCCGAUGACGGAGCCGGCGGCGGUGACGCCCGGGCCGGCCGCGGGCGCUCCGGGCAGCCCCGCGCGCCACUUCGUCGACUGUAAAUUCUACCUGCUGGUGGUCCUCGGCGAGGUGGUCGCGGAGGACCACCUCAAGUGCGCCGUGGCCGACAUCGAGAGGGGCAUUCGCUCGUGGGACGCGAAUCUGAUGGACUGCAACCUGGACCAGGAACUCAAACUUUUUGUCUCCCGACACUCGGCGCGUUUCUCCGCAGACAUCAAAGGGCAGCGCAUUCUUCAUCAUAAGAGCAACGUGCUGGAGACAGUGGUGCUCAUCAACCCUUCAGACGAAACCGUCAGCACCGAGGUUCGAUUGAUGAUCUCCGACUCCGCCAGGCGCAAGCUUCUCGUCCUGUCGGGCCAAUGCACCGAAAGCACCGGCGAGCUCAUACUUCAGUCCGGAUCGUUUUCCUUCUCCAAAUUCAUCGACAUAUUCACGGACCAAGAGAUCGGCGAACUGCUGAGCACCGUUCACCCGGAAAACAAAGCCAACUUGACGCUCUUCUGCCCCGAUCAAGGCGACUGGAAAAACUCCAACCUAGACAAACACAACCUCCAAGACUUCAUCAACAUGAAGCUGAACCCGACGCUCAUCCUCCCUGAAAUGGAGGGCCUCUCCGAGUUCACCGAGUACCUGUCCGAAUCCGUCGAGAUCCAGACGCCUUUUGACAUGCUGGAACCUCCGGCCUCCGGUGGGUUCCUCAAGCUCUCCAAGCCGUGCUGCUACAUCUUCCCCGGCGGCCACGGCGACUCCGCUCUCUUUGCCGUCAACGGCUUCAACAUGCUCGUCAACGGCGGCUCCGACAGGAAGUCGUGCUUCUGGAAGCUGGUGAGGCACCUAGACCGCGUGGACUCCAUCCUGCUAACCCACAUCGGCGAUGACAACUUGCCGGGCAUCAACAGCGUGCUGCAAAGAAAGAUUGCGGAGCUGGAGGAGGAGCAGUCACAGGGAUCGACGGCGAACAGCGACUGGGUGAAGAACAUGAUCUCGCCGGAUAUCGGCGUUGUGUUUGUGAAUCUUCCGGAAAAUUUGGAAAGCCCCGAACCUAAUUACAGAGUGCGCAGGAAUCUCGAGGAGGCGGCGGCUACUCAGCGAUUCCUCACUAAGCUGAAUCUGAGAACGGAGCCACUGCAGCGGCCUGUCGGAAACACGAUUGAACCCAUUAUCCUUUUUCAGAAGAUGGGCGUGGGGAAGCUCGAGAUGUACGUGCUCAAUCCGGCGAAGAACAGCAAAGAGAUGCAGCAUUUCAUGAAGCAGUGGACAGGAAGCGGAAAGGACACCGCUUCUAUGCUGCUGCCGAACGGGAAAGAGGCGGAGUUCCCCAUAUCUUACUUGACUUCUGUAAGCUCACUCAUCGUGUGGCACCCCGCGACCCCCUCGGAGAAAGUGGUGCGCGUUCUCUUUCCGGGAAAUGCCAGCCAGCGGCACAUCUUUGAAGGUUUAGAAAAGCUGAAGCACCUCGAUUUCUUGAAGCAGGCCGUCGUCACUCAAAAAGCAAUGCCUGUCGACCUGCCGGCGACGCCGACACUGAAGCAAGCCAAGAUGAAAAACCGAACAGACAGCAAAGAGAGCCUGAAGUCCACCCCGAAGCAGUCACCAAGCAAAGGUAUCAGGAAGGAAUCCAAGGAGGAGGUGGCAGAGAAAGCCAAGGCAGAUGCCGAUGAGCUGUCUCAUGAAAAGCAACAAAAGACAGAGAAGAAAGAAAAGACCCCCCUGAGGAAGGAACGGGCACAGGCCCCCGAGAAAGAAGCCAAGGUAAAACCAGACCAAACGUCCCAGAGAGAAACACCAGAAAAAAAGACGUCUCUCAUCAAAGUGAAACCUGAAAGGGAGAGGAUUGCCAAAAAAGACAUUAAAAUAUCUCCGGAGAAGAAAAAGGAGCUUAAAAAAGACCUAGCCAAAAAAGAGGACACGCCUAAAAGAGAGAUUAAGAAAGAUGAAAGGGUGAAGAGAGAGGAAGCGAAGAAGAGGGACGUCAAAAGGGACGUCAGGAGAGAUUCUCCCAUGAAGGAGAAAAAGGAUGAAAAGAGGGAGCCGAAGAAGGAUGUUAAAAAGCUGUCAAAAGACACCAAAAAGGUAUCUGCUUCUGGUGAAGACAAAGGCCUGUCCCCCAAACCAAAGUUCCUGAAAAAAGAUGUGUCAAGGAAAGACGCAGGCACACCCUCAAAGCUGAAAGCCAAAGGAGCUUCAAAAGCGCCAAAGGCGGAUGCUGCCAAAGAUGCCACUGCCGAAGUUGUUCUUACGGUGGACCCGGAGGCAGAGAGGGCUGCUAUGUCUUCCCCUGAAGACCUCACGAAGGACUUUGAAGAGCUCCGAGCAGAAGAUCUGGUGGAAGACGCAGCGGCUGUACAAGACACCGUCGAAGAAGAGGCUGCGAUGACCCACCGUAAAGAGCCGAUGCAGACCAAAGAGUCCCCCGAGGCACUGGAGUCUGUCGAUGAGGGUAUCGCCACAACAGAGGCCGAAGGAGACAGUGGAGCGACUCCAGAUGAACAAGCUCUCAAGGGAAAACUCAAUGGCAGCGGGAGUGAGAAGUUUGAAGACGAGGGCAUGACGGAAGAAGCGUCCGACGGAGCAGAUUACGAAGAGAAAGGGGAAACCGAGAAGGUUCACGAGCCACAGAAAGUGGCAUCAAAUCAAAACGAGCCCUGUGAACGUCUUGAUGUUCGCGAACGUGUAGAUGAUCAGCACACGGGCGAAAGCAUAGCGGAGAAAAAGGAACUGACUUCUUCAGCAUCACCCAAAGAGUCAUCGCCCGUUUGCCCCGCCGCGUCCAUCCACGAUGAAAUGCUUCCGGCCGCCAUUGAGAGUUCAACUGCCUCAGACGAAGCGCCUGAAGAGUUUACAGUCACCUCUGGCCUCACGCAGUCCACCAUUGAGAUCUCCAGUGUGCCGACUCCCAUGGAUGAGAUGCUGACUCCGAGGGACGGCUUGAGCGACGAAAUGGGCAAUGACGGGACUGACUCGCCGUCGCCGGAGGUUGGCAGAUUUGGCAUAUCGCAAUCUGGAGAGGGUGAGAAGAACAAACUACCUUUACUUCAGAGUAAACCUGGUUCGGACUACUCCAAGAGCGAUGCAACGGAGGGCCAAGACUACAACCACACCGCUUCGACAAUAUCGCCACCAUCAUUAUUAGAAGAGGACAAAUUUCUUGGUGAAGGGAGAGCAGAAGGCUUUACCACACUUCAAGAAACAUUUGAAAAGCAGGACACAAAAUCGGCAAGGCUGGCCUCAACAUCACCUUUUGUGCAUUCGCCCACAAGUGACCAAAAAUACAACUUUGAUUCCCCGUCAAUGUUUGCCACCCCUAUUGAACUGUCCACCACCUUAGCAGGAUGCACCAGAGCAACAGGUGAUUCCACCCUCAGCCCAGAAGACAAAACAUUGGAAGGGGCAAGCUCCCCCCAGUCCUCCGGUCACACACCCUAUUAUCAGUCCCCUGUAGAAGAAAAAGCAGGAGCUCUGCCACCCAUGUCGGAAAACGAAGAUCAGGGUCCGAUUAUUGUCGAAGUUACAAGUGACAAAGAGGUCUCCUCCAACAGGGAUACACCUGAGCCUGAUGAGAGAGAGUUUUUCUCCCCGACGGAGAAGGUUGCCUCCUCUCCAAAAGGCCCGCCUUCAACUGAACUCGACUCCCCCAUAAAGAAGGAAAUGGAUGACAUCGGCCGAUCAGUCUUUUCCUCAACAACAUUGGCGAGACAGGAAUCGGAUAUUUAUUCCGUCACAGCUUUCAAAGAAGAGAGCAAAAUGUCCAUUUCCGAAGGCAGUGCAUCAGACAGGUCAGGCACACCUCUGGAGGAAGUGGUAGCAGAGGACGUGUUUUCGCAUUUAGCCUCAGCUUCCACUGCCUCGCUCGCCACCAGCUCUCUGCCAGAGCCCACCACUGACUCCCCUUCCCUUCACGCUGAGGUCGGCUCUCCUCACUCAACAGAAGUCGAUGAUUCUUUGUCCGUUUCCGUCGGUCAGACGCCGACUACCUUCCAUGAGGCGGAGGCGGCAUCUCCAUCCAAGGAGGACUGCCCUCGGCCCAUGUCCAUCUCCCCAGACACCUCACCAAAGACAAAAGCCAACACACAGAUGCAUGACACAAAGUCGCCUGAACAUUCUACCAUGUCAAUGGAGUUUGGCCAGGAGUCUCCCGACCACUCCUUAGCCCUUGACUUUAGCAAGCAAUCUCCAGAGCACCCAUCUGCAGGAAGCAACUCGCGCGCUACCGAGAACGGUCCGACUGAGAUUAACGACAGUCCUUCAGAUGUCGUGAGACCAUCCGAGGAGCAAAUCUCAACAGCCGAGAAGCAUUUGCUUUUUGACGACGCUGAUUCGGCUCAUGCUGCGUCUGUGACCCCGUCAGACGCAUCCCAGUCCACUCCCUCAGUCACAACCCCAUGCCAAAUGACAGAGUUGCCCCUGAUGGUUGAGCAGACGGACGGGUCUCCAGUCACCCCAAAGGCCGCCUCUUUCACCCUCUCUCCCCCCCAAUCUCCCCAUUCAAGUGAAGCCUCCCCAGUUUCAGGAGGUCCCGUGGAAAGAGACAUCAGCCCCACUUUGCCGUCUGCGGAGCACAAGUCUGACACACAGGAAAAGCUUGACAAACCCUCUGAAAUGCCGAAGGCAGCCUCUUUCACCCUCUCUCCCCCCCAUUCUCCCCAUUCCAGUGAGGCAUCCCCAGUCUCAGGAGGUCCCGUGGAGAGAGACAUCAGCUCCAUUUCACCAUCAGCGGAGCACAAGUCUGUCACACAGGAGAAAGUUGACAAACCCUGUGAAAUGACGAAGGCAGCCUCUUUCACCCUCCCCCCCCCCCAUUCUCCCCAUUCAAGUGAAGCCUCCCCAGUUUCAGGAGGUCCCGUGGAAAGAGACAUCAGCCCCACUUCGCCGUCUGCGGAGCACAAGUCUGACACACAGGAAAAGCUUGACAAACCCUCUGAAAUGCCGAAGGCAGCCUCUUUCACCCUCUCUCCCCCCCAUUCUCCCCAUUCCAGUGAGGCAUCCCCAGUCUCAGGAGGUCCCGUGGAGAGAGACAUCAGCUCCAUUUCACCAUCAGCGGAGCACAAGUCUGUCACACAGGAGAAACAUGACAAACCCUCUGCAACGACUUCCCUGUCAUCAUCAUCAUUAUGGUAUUCAGACGAAGGGAAACCUUUGCCAGAAAAGGAGACCAACCCAUUUAUAUGUGAAGAUUCAACAUUUGAAACGAAAUCUCCCAUAAAACCAAAAGACCAUUCCCAGUCACAUCUACCUCUGUCGUCAUAUGCGUGCACUUACAAUGCAGCCUGCAGCUUCAGAGAGCCAGAUUCCUCCAAGAUCAGUCCAUCUGGCAUGUCGAAGACAGAUGUCGACCUCUGUUUAGUCACGUCGUGUGAAUACCGUCAUCCCAAGACAGAACUCUCACCGUCUUUCAUCAACCCCAAUCCCCUUGAAUAUUUUAUCAACGAGGAGAGCGCCCUGGAGGAAGAGAAGCCUCUUGAGAUGGUGGGAGGAGGGCCUCCGCCUCCAGGGGGGAGGCUUCCCGUCAAGCAAUGUGAGGAAACUCCUCCCACAUCUAUCAGUGAAUCUGCCCCCUCGCAGACCGAUUCUGAUGUUCCGCCAGGGACCGAGGAGUGCCCCUCGAUCACGGCAGAUGCUAACAUUGAUUCAGAGGACGACUCAGAGACUCUGCCCACCGAUAGAACCCUCACAUACAGGCACGCGGAUCCUCCUCCAGUGGCACUCAGGGACUCGGCUCCAUCUGCGGGGCCCCAUGAUGUCUGCAUGGUCGAUCCGGAGGCCCUCAAAGCUGAAGAAAAUUGCCACAAUGCUAACACGGAAGCUGCGGAAAAGCCCAAGAAGAAAAAGCUCACAAAAAAGGCUUCCUCUCCAGCUCGGAAAACCGGUCUGUCAAAAGCGAAGGACUCAAAGAACGCCUCUCCUAAGAAGAGUGUCGGGGAGGGGAAAGACGCCAAAAAUGCAACCAAUACGUCGGCAUCUCGAGGUACCGGCGGGAAAGCAUCGAGUGUGGCAUCCUUACCCAACUGUCCGCCCAUGUACAUGGAUUUGGUUUACAUCCCCAAUCACUGCAAUGCCAAGAACGUGGAUGCCGAAUUCUUCCAGCGGGUGCGCUCCUCAUACUAUGUGGUCAGCGGCAAUGACCAGACGUCUCAGGAGCCCAGUCGGGCCGUCCUCGACGCUCUGCUUGAAGGGAAAGCCCGCUGGGAAAACAAUAUGCAGGUCACGCUGAUACCGACCCACGACACGGACGUGAUGAGGGAGUGGUACCAGGAGAGCCACGACAAGCAGCAGGAGCUGAACAUUAUGGUCCUGGCCAGCAGCAGCACGGUGGUCAUGCAGGACGAGUCUUUCCCGGCGUGUAAGAUAGAAAUGUAGGACAAGGUCGUUGAUUUUGGGAGCCUGUCGCCUUAACGAUGCGCGAACGUCACCGAGCGGUGGAGCCUGAAAACCGAAACAGUCACACCUACUUUCACAGACAUCAAAUAAAACACCCACAAUGCACGAAUAAAUCUCAACUCACGACUUUUCCGAGGAACUGCUACAACACCCUGAGACGAUCACAUUUUAGGUGAAAGAAAUGCAAAAAUACAUGUAUUGAUUUUCACUGUGUCCACCCAUCUUUUCAGUACAACACAAUGAGUUUCAGUCUUACCGGAUGGUUCAAGAAACAACAAGAUCUUCAAGAUCUUUGCCUUACUGGGAUGUUGAGUAAUGAAUGUAUCCGACAAAUAGAACACUAACGACACGCUAACGGACAAACAUCCUCGAAUGGUCGCACUUUUGGGAACACGGAGGCCAAAAUCCUGCGCUAAGGUGUUGUAAAAUAGUGAUGAAUAGCUGUGCGCAUGAAUUAGCAUUAGCUUUAUUCCUCAGACUUCCAUGAAGAAAUACAGGGCUUUGGGGCUUAGGGGGGCUUGAUCAAAGAAUGUGCAGAGUUGAGCCAGUCGUAAUUUUGGGUGCAGAUUUAGCGCUAAUUGACCUUCCGCAUAGCCACACCCUCGAAAUGCAGACCGGCCAAUCACAUAACGCUAUGCGGUCGUCUGCAUACUCAUUUGAAUCCCUCAAAAAUAAAUUUUGUCUGCAAUGAUCUUAGUAAUGUUCUUGUAUUAUCCAUGCACUAAUGCGACGCCAUCGUUAGUUAGCUCGUUAACAAAAAUGCUAGCCUCCUCGGGUGGGGCUUGGUUGCAAUGCGUGGGACCAGCGAACUUGGGCUAUUAAAGCUAACAAGCGUAGCUACUUUGCUCGUUAACCAAAAUGCAAACUCUACACUAUUAACAUGGGGCCCGGUUACGACGCGUUGCGGUAGUGAGCUCGGACCAGCAAAGCUAACCAGGCAGGCUAGCUACUUAGAUCAUUCAUCAAAAAUGCUACAGCUACGCUACUCAUGUGAGGCCUCGUUAUGAUCUGCGGCGCUAGCAAACUUUUCCAGCUAAGCUAACAGGCUAGCUGCGUGCGAUUACCUUCGGCCUACUCCUUUCCAUCCAAACAUUGAUUAAUUUAAGGCAGACUCAGCACAGUAUGUCAAUUAACGAGGCAUUUCUUGAGAAAUGCUCGGGAUUAGCGCUUCAACGCUCAAUGAUUUAGCCUAAAUGCAACCAGUUUCAAGGUGAAUGAGAGCGAAUGAUAAUUUGCAACACCAAAAAUGGACACGUAAAACAAAACGGGAACAACCAUACAGUGAGCCCACGUUCAUCGCGGUAAAUAUGUUCGUAAAACACCCACGAUAGGUGAAAAUCUGCGAUAGAGUGCGGGCGGGGCUUCACUGUACCGGAUGAAUAUUACCAACCGCUGGGCUAUUGCAACUCACCGGAUAUGUCUUAAAUAAAAGCCCGGGCUCGACGAUUGCGACCAAACACCAACUUUCAAUGACAAUACAGCAAAACUCUCACUUCUUCUUCUUCUUCUUCUUCUUGUUCAACUCUCUCUAAUAAUCUGCCUUUUUCCUCGCGUGGACGAUGUUUGUCUGCCGCGGCCGUGCGGUAUAUACUGUACUGUAUGUUUCUUGUGCUCUCACCACCGCCCUCGCACCUUCUUCAAACUCAUAUUGUACGUGAGCUCUCGCCAUUUGUUCCCAGUCAAAGUAUCCGUUAGCGCUUUCCGACUGUUUGUGUGCGAUGUGUAACAACCACCACUGCUGAAUGAUUCCAAAUUGCAAAACAUAACAAUAAAAAUGAA
Phycodurus eques (leafy seadragon) is the source of this 8340-nucleotide messenger RNA. RefSeq names its product microtubule-associated protein 1B (gene map1b). Lineage: Eukaryota; Metazoa; Chordata; Actinopteri; Syngnathiformes; Syngnathidae. Gene Ontology annotation, biological process: regulation of microtubule depolymerization; axonogenesis; microtubule cytoskeleton organization. The transcript is spliced from 6 exons. The coding region runs from base 91 to 6540 and encodes 2149 amino acids. The record is from RefSeq and is a predicted model, not a curated record. Gene Ontology annotation, cellular component: microtubule associated complex; microtubule; synapse. Gene Ontology annotation, molecular function: actin binding; microtubule binding.